AUGUCAUCCGGCUUCGGCUUGAACGGAGGUCCGGGACGGUGCUUUCCCUUCUGGCAGGAGGUUCUCGCCUGCUAUGUCGUCAACUCGUCCGGCGAAGACAGCACCGGCCGCAAGAAGUGCUCUCCGCUGCUUGAGGACUACUACGAGUGCAUGCACCACAAGAAGGAGGCCGCACGUGUAAGGACCCUGCAGCUGGCGCUCCGGAAAGCCGAGGCUGCCACUCCGCGAGACGCCGCACCAAAUGCUGGCCAGAUACGGAGCCUGGGCCUGCUGGGCAAGGACGAGGACUCGCAGAAGUUCCUAAGCUCGGCAUAG
Grosmannia clavigera kw1407 is the source of this 315-nucleotide messenger RNA. Its product is annotated as NADH:ubiquinone oxidoreductase subunit. The transcript is spliced from 3 exons. NCBI's taxonomy places the organism in Eukaryota, Fungi, Ascomycota, Sordariomycetes, Ophiostomatales, Ophiostomataceae. Gene Ontology annotation, biological process: mitochondrial respiratory chain complex I assembly. The coding region runs from base 1 to 315 and encodes 104 amino acids. The record is from RefSeq and is a predicted model, not a curated record.